Messenger RNA from Microstroma glucosiphilum, 1759 nucleotides. Its product is annotated as FAD-binding domain-containing protein. NCBI's taxonomy places the organism in Eukaryota, Fungi, Basidiomycota, Exobasidiomycetes, Microstromatales, Microstromataceae. The transcript has a single exon. The record is from RefSeq and is a predicted model, not a curated record. Gene Ontology annotation, molecular function: FAD binding; oxidoreductase activity. Bases 183 to 1634 code for a protein of 483 amino acids.
CCACAAUCCACGCCCGAGAGGCUGACAAGACGAGACGAGGGACAUUGAGCGCAAGUGAGAUUGAAGUGGUAGGUAGGAUUGCUACUAGCAACGACGAGAAGAAGCUGCACCAUCAUCCUUCUCCACGCUCUUCAAGCUCUUCCCUCCUCCUCCUCCUCCUCCUCCUCCUCCUCAUUGCGACUAUGAGCACAGCACAAGUCAUCAGUCCCAGCGACGCCGGAUACGAGGAAGCUCGCGUCUCUCGCAUCUUCAACAAGCGUCGUCCCAACAAGAAGCCUGCUGGCAUCUUCUUUCCAACUAGCGAAGACGAGGUAGUGGCGGCAGUGGAGACGGCUGUGCAGCAAGGCAAGAGGAUCUCUGUGCGAUCAGGAGGACACAGCUGGGCGGCUUGGUCACUGCGGGACGAUUGUAUCCUCAUCGACACUUCCCGUCUGGACACUUUCCAGCUGGAUGCAGAGCGCAGACUAGCAACAGUCAGUACGGCCAUGACGGGUGGCAAGCUGAAUGGGCUCCUCUCCAAGAGCGGCACUGGACUGGCUUUCCUCGGUGGACACUGCCCCGAUGUGGGUGUGGGCGGGUUCCUCCUGCAAGGUGGGCAGGGUUGGGGAUGUCGCUUCGUCGGCUGGGCCUGCGAGCAGAUCGAGUCGUUCCGUGUCGUGUUGCCUCCUAGCAGCAAGAACGACCACCAAGUCAGAGUCAUCGAAUGCUCCCGCUCGCAGAAUGCCGACCUAUUCUGGGCUGCUCGUGGGUGCGGGCCGGGCUUCUUCGGCGUCAUUACCUCCUUCACGCUGCAAUUGAGGAAAAUGCCCAAGCUGGCUGGGUCAGUGUACUUUUUUGACACAGAGGAGUGCUACGACGAGCUUGCACCCUGGUAUCUACAGAAGUGCCGCGACUUGCAAGGACGAGCUGAAAUCGUCAUGAUUGGUUUCCGAUCAGACAAAGUCCUUCCACACCUCUCUCCUGUGCGGAACGUCAUCCUGAUCCGCCCGCUCAUCUUUGACUAUGAAGACGAAGCAGAAGGGCAGGCCAAGCUCGCCGAGUUCGAAGAAGGGAUGCCCUUUUUGGGCUCAAAGCACAAUCAUGUCCACGUGCUCAACGAAGCUAGCUCCAUGGCCCUCGAGUACGAGCGGCAAUGGGAGGACAAUCCCAAUGGGAGGUACUGGGUGCAAAAUGCUUGGCUGGACGGACCGCUGGACAAGGUGGCAGACACAAUGGCUUGGGCUUUCAAGAAUAUCCCUAGCAAGGCGACGUUUGUCCUGCACUACUCGAUGGACUGCAAAGAGCGGCAUGCCCUGCCAAAGGACAUGUGUUUCGAUGUACAGACAGACCACACCUACUCCAUCUACUCGAUUGCCCCCGAGGACACCAGGGAGGAAGACGAGCAGUGCAGCUCUUUUGUCAAGCAAGCCUUUGACAUUGUUGACUCGCGCAGACCUGAAGAGGGAGGAUCAGUGGGCAUCUAUCUAGGCGACUCGGAUUUGACAGUCAGGAGGUCAAGGUUCAUGGGCGAGGAGAAUUGGACAAAGUGGAAGAGACUCAGAACAGAGUAUGACCCGAAGAGGAUGAUGGUGGGGUAUGAUGGGGAAGAUGAGAAGGAGGAUUGGAACAAGGAGAAGUGGGAGACGCAGACUUGAAUGUGCAAUAGUCAUGAGAUUUAUAGUAUCAAGCUCAACAGAGAUCAGGGCAGCGAUAUUGAGCCCAUGCAUGUAUUCUGGACACUUCAGUUGAUCAACGACUCUUUGCAGCCAUGCCACCAUCC